Messenger RNA from Amoebophrya sp. A25, 2032 nucleotides. The record is from the annotation of a GenBank genome assembly. Lineage: Eukaryota; Dinophyceae; Syndiniales; Amoebophryaceae.
UUACCAGUGACGCGUCACAAGCGAGAGAUCCUUGCCGCGUACGCCCGCAGCGAUGUGGUCGUGCUGCAAUCAGCGACGGGAUCGGGUAAGACGACCCAGGUUCCACAGUUUUUGGCGAAGUUUGUGCACCGCAAAGUCCUGUGCACGCAACCGCGGCGUGUGGCGGCCACGAGUGUUGCUGCACGAGUAGCGAGCGAAAUGGGCAGUCCGUUGGGCGCUGGGGGUGAUGUAGGCUACCGCGUUCGUUUUCAGGAGUGCUGCUCUGCUUUGAACAAGAUUCUCUUUUUGACAGAUGGUAUGGCCGUGCGCGAGGCGGUCCAAGACCCGCUUUUCUCCCAGUACAGCUGCAUCCUGCUCGACGAGGCGCACGAGCGUAGUGUGCAGACUGACAUUCUCAUGGGUCUGGUUAAACAAGCUUUGGUGCAGCGGCGGCGGAUGCAUCGAGAGUGGACGCGAAGCGGCGGAAAGAAUUCCGUAACGAAUGAAGGUGCAAGUGCCGACGAAUGCACCCAGGAAGAGCCAGUUGCCACUCCCCCUCCGCAACCGCUCAAGGUGAUCGUGAUGAGUGCAACGUUAGAAGUUAGAACCUUUGUGAAUUUUUUCUCGAACGCCAGUACACCUGACGAUAAUAGAACAGCAGAUGGCAGCUCCCCAAACGUGAAGGACGAUGAUCCUUUCCAAGUGGAGGUGGUUGAGGUGCCCGGUCGCCAGCAUCCAGUGAAAGUAUACUACACGCCAACACCCACGGACGACUACCUCCUGGCAUGUGCGACUGCGUGCCUGCAGCUGCAUCGCAAUAAGCCUAGUGGCGGGGAUAUCCUCUGUUUCCUGCCCGGGCAAGAAGCCAUCGAGAGCUUGCACCAUUUGCUCGAAGAACGGCGGCGGAACGAAGGCGAUUUUGGUAGUGGACGAGUGGACACCGAGCUUAAGCGUCUAAGCGACAAGGAGGAAGUACCUCUCCACUCUGAAGGGCCUGCUGAAGACAAUCCAAACUUAGCGAGCGCGGCUGCGCAUCAAACUUCGCCAGGGGCGGUGGACGAUGCUUCUCCGUGGGAAGUACAGCAAGAAGAUGGUCAUGAGGCUCCUGUCCACGUACCAGAAGAGGACGGCGCUGAGGCUCCGCCGCUGAUUUUAGAGGACGACUUGCUUAUUUGUCCGCUCUAUGCGGCGCUCCCCUUCGACCAGCAGAUGAGCGUUUUCACACCGGCAGCUUCGGGGACGCGCAAGGUUGUGUUGGCAACAAACAUCGCGGAGACCUCAAUUACGAUUCCCGGAAUCCGAUACGUUGUGGACGCUGGCUAUGUGAAGUUGAAAAUCGCACAUCCCACUACCGGGGUCGAAUGCUUGAAAAUCGUAGAAACGAGCCGCGCCCAGGCGGAGCAGCGGGCGGGCCGUGCGGGACGGGAGGCUCCGGGUGAGUGCUACCGAAUCUAUCCGGAGUCCUUUUUUCGAAACAAGUUUUUGGCCCAGACGCCUCCAGAGAUACUGCGCACAGAGUUCUCGCAGUUGUUUUUAUUGCUUAAAAGUUUGAGGGUGCAAAAGGUGGACAAGUUUCCCUUCUUAGAUGUUCCCCCGAAGCAGAACAUGAUCAAGGCCUGUUUUUUCCUGAAACGCGUGCAAGCCUUGGACCGGAAACUAGAACUGACGACGCUCGGCCAGCAAUUGGCACGACUGCCGCUGCAUCCGCUCUUCGGUUUGGCGCUCAUCCGGAGUGUCGAGUUCGAGUGCGUCGCGGAGGUUCUCUCCAUAGUGGCAAUGCUUUCGCUUGACGCGGUCUUUUUCCUCAACGUGGAGAACGAUCGGGCGAAGAAAGAGACGCGAGACAGUCUGAGGCACCCCCUGGGAGACCAGCUCACACUACUGCAGGUCUACCGGAAGUGGAAACGUCAUCCGGCCAAACUGCAGAGGCACUUCUGCCACGUGCACGGCCUGAAUCACUUCGCAUUGCAGCGCGCGGAAAAGGUUCGCACGCAGCUUAAAGAACUUCUAAUUCAUGCUUUGGGCGUGCAGCACAUCACUUCAUGCGGCGGAG